AUGCCCUCUGCCAUACCGACCGGGGAGGUACAUACUUGCCUCAGACCUGGUGCACCGGUAAAUUCGUAUAUCUGGGCCCUAUUCGGACUGGCAAAGAAACACUAUUGA
Molecule: messenger RNA, 108 nt
Organism: Blumeria graminis f. sp. triticale
Lineage: Eukaryota; Fungi; Ascomycota; Leotiomycetes; Helotiales; Erysiphaceae
Source: the annotation of a GenBank genome assembly